Messenger RNA from Colossoma macropomum (tambaqui), 232 nucleotides. Its product is annotated as C-C motif chemokine 17-like. Gene Ontology annotation, molecular function: CCR chemokine receptor binding; chemokine activity. Gene Ontology annotation, cellular component: extracellular region. Gene Ontology annotation, biological process: positive regulation of ERK1 and ERK2 cascade; cellular response to interleukin-1; inflammatory response. Bases 44 to 232 code for a protein of 62 amino acids. The transcript is spliced from 2 exons. The record is from RefSeq and is a predicted model, not a curated record. Lineage: Eukaryota; Metazoa; Chordata; Actinopteri; Characiformes; Serrasalmidae.
UCUCCUCAGCUCCGUCUCUCUGGGUGAAAUCUCCUCUGCUAGAAUGAGGACUCUGUCUGCUCUGCUGAUGGUGCUGCUGCUCUGCUCUCUCCAGCAGGUCUGCAGUGGUACUGAAGGCAGCAACACCCCCAAAAAAUGUUGUUUUAAGUUUGCAAAAGUAAAGAUCCCCUUGAUGCGUAUUAUAUCAUACAGCAGGACCAGCAGCAACUGCCCUAAAGAAGCUGUUAUGUGA